Gymnodraco acuticeps is the source of this 1677-nucleotide messenger RNA. It is a transcript of the gene mc2r, whose product is annotated as melanocortin 2 receptor. The record is from RefSeq and is a predicted model, not a curated record. Bases 536 to 1447 code for a protein of 303 amino acids. Gene Ontology annotation, cellular component: membrane. Lineage: Eukaryota; Metazoa; Chordata; Actinopteri; Perciformes; Bathydraconidae. Gene Ontology annotation, molecular function: melanocortin receptor activity. The transcript has 2 exons. Gene Ontology annotation, biological process: G protein-coupled receptor signaling pathway.
ACUGUAAGCCCUGGAAAACAUUCACCAUCUAAACAAAAACACCUACAGAAAGACAUUGAUUACACGUCCCCUGUGUAAAAAGCCAAAGAAAGGCAAUUGUGACCACAUGGCUUUACAUGAUGACUGAGCUGUGCCAAAACCACCCACUAAAAAUAGCACAUUCAGGAGGCCUAUGUGAAAAUUGUCAAAAUGGAUAAACCAGCUGCAGUUCGAAGCUCGCUGCAACCAUUGCCACGUGUGUGAUAACCCAGCGGAGUAAGAAGCACGUUGUAUCAGCUGAGAAAACAACCACUUUGGUUCAGAUUGAAUCUCUAGUCAUUGCUUCUCACAGAACAUACACUAAGCAUGGAGUAGAAGAGAACGGCAGGAUUUAAAAAACAAGAUACUGUAAAAGCCAAGGCUAUGACUGACACAAUAUAUAAUUAGCUGCAGUGUAAUCUAGUCCAACACUUAGAUAAGAAUAAACAUGACAUGUUAACAUUUUUCUUGCAAUGGUUCUCUUUCUAAUAUGGACAGAUAACUAUCUUGGCUAACUAUGAGCACCACCACAGUGAAUCAGACGGACUGCCCCGACGUGAAGGUUCCUGUCCCUCUCUUCUUCACCAUCGGUGUGGUGAGCCUGGCUGAGAAUCUGCUGGUUGUGGUGUCCGUCAUACUCAACAGGAACCUCCACUCCCCCAUGUUCUGCUUCAUCUGCAGCCUGGCAGCCUUCAACACCAUGGCCAGCCUCACUAAGACCUGGGAGACCCUGAUGAUUGUGUUUGCCAACGUGGGCCAGCUGGAGAAGAAAGGUUCCUCUGAGAUGAAACUGGAUGAUGUGAUGGACUCCUUGCUGUGUAUGUCCUUCGUUGGCUCCAUUAGCAGUUUCCUGGCUAUUGCUGUGGACCGCUACAUCACGAUCUUCCAUGCUCUGCGAUACCACAACAUCAUGACUAUGCGGCGCACAAAGGCUAUCUUGGGGGUAAUCUGGAUAACAUGCGGGGUGUCAGCCGUGCUCAUGGUGGGGUUCUUCCAAUCCAAGUUCAUCAUGAUCUGCUUUGUUGCCUUCUUUGUCGUCUCCUUGGCAAUUAUCUGCUUCCUCUACUUCUACAUGUUCAUGAUGGCACGCAUCCAUGCCGGAAAGAUUGCUGCCCUGCCCAGCAGCAGUGGGGGGAAGUUUGGCCGCCAGCGGUGGAGGGGCAGCAGCAUGAGAGGGGCCCUGACUCUGACCAUCCUGUUUGGGGCGUUCGUUGUGUGUUGGACGCCGUUUUUCCUCCACCUCAUUCUCAUCAUGGUGUGCCCCAUGAACCCGUACUGUGAGUGUUACCGCUCCCUGUUCGAGCUGCACAUGGUGCUGAUGAUGAGCCACGCCGCCAUCGACCCGGCCAUCUACGCCUUCCGCAGCGCCGAGCUCAGACACACCUUCAGAAAGAUGCUGCUCAGUUCAGACUGUAAGCAGCGAUCAUAGAGAACAUCUAUUGGCACCUUUUGUUUAUCCAAAAGCGCAGUUGCUCUUUACGUGCACACUGCUCUAAAUUCAUUUGUUGCAUAUAUUCAGUGUUGCGAAAGCUAUUUGAGGGCAUAGCUUUGCAAGCCACCAACAUGUAUUCACACAGGAAGAAGUUGAACUACAGCAAAGCUACCCUAGACAAAUGAAGUUCGGCUAACUAAAGAACCCUUAGAUGCACGAGUGACUGG